AUGAAAGAAGCUGGGGUUAUACCGGAUGUUGUCACGUAUAAUUCUUUGAUAGCUGGUGCGACCAAGCACGGCUUGUUAUCUCGGUGCCUUGAUCUGUUCGAAGAGAUGCUAGAUUUGGGCAUUUUUCCCGAUGUUUGGAGCUACAACACUCUGAUGCAUUGCUUCUUCAAGUCUGGAAAACCAGACGAGGGCUACAGGGUUUUCCGGGACAUUCUUUUACAAGGGAUUCCCCCUUGUCCUACCACGUUUAAUAUCCUAAUCAACGGUCUCUGCAAAAAUGGGUAUACGGAGAAUGCUAUGAUGCUAUUUAGGUACUUAAAGCGUCAUGCUUUUGCUCCUCAGUUGGUAACAUACAAUAUUCUCAUCCACGGGCUUUGCAAGUCGGGGCGGCCAGCACCUGCAAGAAGGCUUCUGAAAGAGCUCGUGGAAACAGGUCAUAUCCCGGACACUCUUGCUUUGUCGAAAAAUCACUUUCAAGCUGUAAAUUUGCCAUAUCAAGAAUGGGCAUCUGCUACUCUGCUAAAUUUGCCAUACUACUCUGCUGGUUAA
This is a messenger RNA of Ipomoea triloba (trilobed morning glory), 549 nucleotides long. RefSeq names its product putative pentatricopeptide repeat-containing protein At4g17915. The transcript is spliced from 2 exons. The coding region runs from base 1 to 549 and encodes 182 amino acids. Gene Ontology annotation, molecular function: protein binding. Lineage: Eukaryota; Viridiplantae; Streptophyta; Magnoliopsida; Solanales; Convolvulaceae. The record is from RefSeq and is a predicted model, not a curated record.